Periophthalmus magnuspinnatus is the source of this 4780-nucleotide messenger RNA. RefSeq names its product neurotrophic tyrosine kinase, receptor, type 2b (gene ntrk2b). Gene Ontology annotation, biological process: positive regulation of kinase activity; regulation of phosphatidylinositol 3-kinase/protein kinase B signal transduction; cellular response to brain-derived neurotrophic factor stimulus. Gene Ontology annotation, molecular function: brain-derived neurotrophic factor receptor activity; ATP binding; brain-derived neurotrophic factor binding. The record is from RefSeq and is a predicted model, not a curated record. Gene Ontology annotation, cellular component: axon; plasma membrane; signaling receptor complex. Bases 320 to 2707 code for a protein of 795 amino acids. The transcript has 18 exons. Lineage: Eukaryota; Metazoa; Chordata; Actinopteri; Gobiiformes; Gobiidae.
CAGGCUUAUUUCUAUCGAUGUCUCCACAUCUGGCGCAAUACUAUUUGUUUUAGGCGCACGCAGGGGGGCGCGCUGAGACAGCAGCAGCACCACCACCAGGACGGACCACUUGACACCACCUUGCUUCACGGUAUCGAUAUGCAGUAGUGUGAUAGCGGCUCUGCGGAGAAGGAAAGGCCGGUCCAUGGCAACUUGAGAUCAAACCCGUGGACUCUGCGUAAUCCUCACGACGUAGUCUGACAGUUUAUUGUGACCAGUUACGGAAAAUUCAUCUUGGAGACGUUUAAACGGAGGAUAGUGGAUCUGAGUGGAACCCGCCAUGGACUCAAGAGCAGGGGGACAUGGCAUGGCUCGUGUCGGGUUGUUUUUGGCUUUGAUGGGGCUGUGGAGGUUCAGUGAUGCUUGCCCCAAAUCAUGCACUUGCACCAUCUCUAAGAUUGUUUGUGUCGAUUCUGAGCCGGGAAUCGAGGAUUUCCCUUCUCUCACGAUAGAUGACAUGGAAAACAUCACAGAGAUAUAUAUUGCCAAUCAGAACAGACUAUAUGACAUAGAGGACAGCAGUUUAAGGCACUACAUAAACCUCAGAAACCUCACAGUUACAAGAACAAAGUUGACCAAUAUAUCAGUUGAUGCAUUUUACAACAAUACCAGACUCCAGUAUGUAGAUCUAAGAGACAAUAACAUAUCAACUUUAUCAUGGAGAAUAUUUCAGAACUUAUUAAACACUUAUUCGCUCCUCCUCUCUGGAAACCCUUUGGACUGUGUUUGUGAGAACCUGUGGAUCAAACUGCGACCCCAGGAGGAAAUGGAAAGCCAAGAGUUGAGAUGUUUUGAUGAAGGAGGAGUUCCCCAUGACCUUUUCAACUUCACACCACCUGACUGCAAGAUUCCCAGAGUAGUAGUGUCUCCCACCACAGUGACAGAGAUGCAGGGUCGUGAUGUUCGAGCGUUGUGCAAAGCCUCUGGUUCUCCAGCUCCUCAGAUCGAGUGGAACAUCGAUGUUCUUUACACGCGCAAUAAAAUUGAGGCGACAGACACAGAGAGCAGUCUGACUCUCUUAGGCUUGUCUCCAGCCGAUAAUGGUCGAGUGAUCACAUGCAGCGCUGAGAACAUGGUCGGUCAGUCAGAGGCCACGCUGCAGCUCAACAUCCUCUUCGCCCCUGCGAUACAGCAGCUGCUGCCUCCUGAACGGGACCACCACUGGUGCAUCCCAUUCAGUGUAAUUGGGAACCCCAAACCUGAGCUGCAGUGGUUCCAUGAGAACAUCCCACUACAAGAGCAAGACUUCAUCCGCACCAUGAUCCAUGAAUCCACAGAGAGUGUGGACCACGGCUGUCUGCAGCUGGUCAACCCGACUCACAUCCACAACGGUGUCUACAGACUCAUGGCAAAGAACAAAUACGGAAGCGACAUCAAGAACAUCACCGCACAGUUCCUCGAACCACCUCAACUGGGCACUCCAGAUGAUGAUGAUGAUUAUUAUGAACCAGACCCCCCAGAUUCCUCAUCAGAAGAAGGAAGUGCUGCUGUGUACAUUGUGGUUGGAAUAGCUGGAGUUGCUUUGACUGGUUGUGUUUUGAUGAUGAUUAUACUAAAAUAUGGAAGAAACUCCAAAUUUGGGAUAAAAGGCUCUUCCUCUGUCAUCAGUAAUGACGAUGACUCUGCCAGCCCUCUUCAUCACGUCUCCAAUGGCAACAACACCCCGUCGUCCUCGGAGAUGGGCCCAGACGCAGUGAUCAUUGGGAUGACAAAGAUUCCUGUCAUUGAGAACCCACAGUACUUCCGUAACUCCGGCAGCAUUCUGAAAUCGGACACAUUCGUCCAGCACAUCAAGAGACACAACAUAGUGUUAAAGCGCGAGUUGGGAGAAGGAGCGUUUGGGAAGGUCUUUCUAGCUGAGUGCUACAGCCUGACGCCAGACCAAGACAAGAUUCAUGUUGCAGUUAAGACCCUGAAAGAGGCCAGUGAGAGCGGACGAGCGGACUUCUACAGAGAGGCCGAGCUGCUCACCAAUCUGCAGCACGAGCACAUAGUCACUUUCUACGGCGUGUGCGUGGAGAGUGACCCGCUCAUCAUGGUGUUUGAGUACAUGAAGCACGGGGACCUGAACAAGUUCCUUAGGUCCCAUGGCCCAGAUGCGAUCCUCAUGGCAGACGGUCAGCACAGCAUCCUGGUGGAGCUCACUCAGUCCCAAAUGCUUCACAUUGCCCAACAGAUUGCUGCUGGCAUGGUCUACUUGGCCUCUCAGCAUUUUGUCCACAGAGACUUGGCCACUAGGAACUGCCUUGUCGGGGAAAACCUUCUGGUCAAAAUCGGUGACUUUGGCAUGUCCAGGGAUGUAUACAGCACAGACUACUACAGAGUGGGUGGACAUACGAUGCUACCGAUUCGCUGGAUGCCCCCGGAGAGCAUCAUGUAUCGCAGGUUCACCACAGAGAGCGAUGUGUGGAGCCUGGGAGUGGUGCUGUGGGAGAUCUUCACCUAUGGCAAACAGCCGUGGUACCAGCUCUCCAACAACGAGGUAAUCGAGUGCAUCACCCAGGGUCGCGUCCUGCAGCGGCCCCGGACUUGUCCCAAGGAGGUGUACGAUUUGAUGCUGGGCUGCUGGCAUAGAGAGCCCUACAUGAGACUAAACAUUCGGGAGAUCCACGCGCUGUUGCAAAGUCUGGCUAAGGCCUCUCCCGUCUACCUGGACAUACUGGGCUGAAACGUCACGGGACGCUGUAUGUACCUUUGUGUGUGCGUGUGCGCGUGUGCGUGGGGCGCAUGUCCGUCUGCGAGCUCUGUUUGAAUGUUUGUUCGUGCGAGACAGAGACAAGAGCUAUUGUAAGUGCAGUAGCCUACGUAUGGUGCUUGUGGGAGAAAACCUGUACAGUCUCAAGCUGUAAAUAUAAUUGUAAAUGUCUAUGUCCUCUUUACAUAGAGAAAGGCCUUAAAUUUAAAGUUAUUUUGAUUUUCUUUCUUUUUUUUUCACGUUUUAAAUAUGAAAUCAAACUGCAGACAGAUUAUGGCACUAUUGUUGGCACUUGCGCGUUUCAGUAAAAGUUCUGUAUAAACAUAUAAGCGUUUUAGUUGACACAUUAUCCGAUUAUUAAUAUUACACAGCAACUAGAAAGAAAGGCAUUGAUCGGCGUCGUUAUUGAAAGUGUGUAGAUUCAACAUUGAAGGAUGGAUAGACCUUUUGAUUUGCCAAUAGUGUCAAAAAAAAAAAGCACUUUUUAACGGAAUAAAAGGGUUUCAGUGUAGUUGUUUUUCAUGCAGUUCCUUAUUUUAACCACUAGGACGACUUGUUUCUUCUCCAUGGUGAUUUCAUGUAUCUAAAGCACACAAAUGAGGACUUGUUAAGCUGUGCCUAUCUUUGAAGAUGAGCACAGUUAGUUUUAAUUUUCACCAGCAAUGUCAUUUAGCAUUUCGUUCGGGAACCCUUAUUAUUAUACAUCUGUCUACAAACCUCUGAGAAACUGGUUGAGUGACGAUAUACAGCAUUUGCAUAAAAGGUUAGAAACGGAGAUGUUGGAUGUGUAGAUAAUAAUUUACAUUUUUUUUGUUGCAAGUAGUUCAAAACGCAGUAGAUUUGUUAGACUUUUGAAGCACCUUUUGCACUGGUGGACCCUCCAAAGAGGAGCGUGGUAUCUGUAAUAAAAGAUUACAAAAUGUAUUUAUGUAGUUAACAAUUUCUUCCAUGGAUCUGUCUGAGUUAAUACGUCCUCCUCAUACAAAAACAUUGUCAUUUGUUCUGUUAAAAUGCACCUUGUACAUGGACUGAACUUCCCAAUGCUCAAGACACUUCCCAUCUUCAAAAAAACCCUAAAAAAACAACUCAGAUUUUGUCUUUGAUUCCUGUUUUUUCCCAGUUUAUGUUGUCAAAUGUACAAUAGUCUGAUGUCUACUGUAUAUAAAAUGGAGUCCACUUUGUACAGUUCUGAUACUUGUCUAUAUGCACAGUAGGCAAUGUUUAAUAUAGUAUAAUCUGUUUGAAGCAGAUGUUAAAACUGUGUGAUAUAUAUGGAAGAUUACAUGUUAUGGGGCACUGGCAAUACAUACUACUGUAAAUAAGAUUUUAUUACGACAUUGUAUACUUAAUUUGUGCUUGUUCAUAAUAAUACGAGUGGGAAAACAAUCUUUUUUCAUCUGCUAAAGGACUUUCUGCAAAUAUGUUUUCUUCGAAGAUAAAAAAAAUAAACAAAAACAAUCUCAACUUGUGAUGAAGUGGCUCAGAGUUUAAGUAAAGGGGUUGGUCUUGUCUGGUGUUUUUACGGAGACCAGAGACUUCUAAAAACAUUCAGAUCAUCCCCGACUCGUCCCGUCACCGAAGCCUGACUGACUGUAGCCUUUUUUGAUUCUUUUUUCAAAUGAACAUCUGUGACUUUGCAUCAUGAAUCGUAUAUCGUUUUGAAUGUAACGGAGUGGGAUUGCGAAAAGGAGCAGAGUGUUUUUUUUGUUUGUGUGUUUUGUUUGUUUUUGUAAAUAUCCAAUGGAAAAAGGAGACGUUUCAGUCCCGUGCAGUCAAUGGAGCUGACCUACUCUGUGAAUACGGUGUGUGUGACAUGUAGUCAGUGUGCGUUUCCACUGGAUGCCUGUGUGUGAGUGUGUGUGCGCGCGUUUGUGUGUGUGUGUAGGGGUGUGUUUGUGUGUGUGAGCUCUCCUGGCAGAUUUAAUCCUGCUUUAAUCAGCCAGAUCUAUCAAUCAAUUCAAUGCUUUGUGCAUCCUGUGAGUAGCUUAUCCACAAGUAAUGGAAUUGUUCCUUGUGAUACUGUGCAUUUAAUAAAGGUGGUUUGUC